Molecule: messenger RNA, 2674 nt
Organism: Cadophora gregata
Lineage: Eukaryota; Fungi; Ascomycota; Leotiomycetes; Helotiales; Ploettnerulaceae
Exons: 5
Coding region: 1082-2521 (479 amino acids)
Biological process (GO): amino acid transmembrane transport
Cellular component (GO): membrane
Molecular function (GO): amino acid transmembrane transporter activity
Source: RefSeq, a predicted model, not a curated record
CCAAGAAGGUACAUAAAGUGCAGCCUACCACAUCUCAAAAGUGCAUGACAACUUCUCCUCCACAUCUUCGUAGCUAUGAAACUUGUAUUUCGGACGUAUUAGCAUUCGACUUUUGACAUUCCUGUGGAGCCGAGAACUCUAGGGCAUCAAGAAUGCCUCGCUAUCUGCCUGAUUCCAAACGCGUGGUCUUGGAGCUCAUCUCUUCCACUGCUGUUCCUUCUUCGGCCGGCCUGACCAGCCCCAAUCCUUCAAGACGCGAGCGGACCACAAUUGAGAGCUUGAACAUGUCACACGUCUGUUUUGGCUUGGUUGAGGUGGCUAAGGGUUCUUGGGUGGCGUCUUUGCGAAGCUACAUCCAGCUUAGUUCAUGCACACCACCGGGGAGAGUGGGCUGUGAAGAGCAUUGGCAUCGAUGUCUCAACUCUCACCGAGCAAUCACAAGCGUGAUUGUCAGCCUCACAUUCGUGUGAUUUGCUUGAGCCGAAUGCAGGCUUAAAUUUAAAUCUGCGGUAGCCGAGGAGCGGAAUGCAAUCUGUACAGCCGCGAAUGGUUCGCUUUCGUUCAACUCGGAGGGCUGUACAAAUUUCGAGGUGUCCUCGUGAGGCUGAAGCCUUUCGCUUUUCUUCUGGCCCUUUUCGCUUUCCAGUUUACAACUCUUGUUCUUAUUGCGCAUGCGAUCGAAUUAUCUACGUUAUCGAAUUGAACAGUAUAGCGUAUGAUGGUACGACCAAACAACGGAUACGACGAUGGGAUGGAGAUGACACAGUACCAAGGAAUAGAGACAAAUCCAUAUAAUGGGAUGGAGAUCAACGCAUAUGGAGGCAUUGCGUCCGACGAUGGGUCUGAAAAAGUGGCUUUCCAUCAUGCCACGAAUGUCUACGACGAGGAUCCUCGAUCGCGACUUCGCAGAGAUUUGAAGACGAGACAAAUUGCGAUGAUAGCACUUGGAGGCGCGUUGGGAACAGGACUCCUCAUUAAUACCGGUCCCUCUCUUGCAAAUUCAGGUCCAGGUAGUAUGUUGCUCGGAUAUGCUCUGGUAGGAGUGUUGUGCUUCACAGUCAUGAGCGCAAUGUAGGGCGAAAUGGCCGCUUGGCUUCCCUUGCCCUCAGGGUUCACAGGUUUCGCCCACAGAUUCGUUGAUCCAGCUUUAGGAUUCGCUCUCGGCUGGAACUAUUGGUUCAAGUACAUUAUCACAACUCCGAACAAUAUAAUCGCAUCAGUCCUCGUCAUUAGGUACUGGUUCAAUAAAGCAGGCUACGACGGUCCGGGAGCAAACGGGGCCAUUUACGUCGCUAUAAUCCUUGCUGCAAUUAUCGCCAUCAAUUAUUUUGGAGUUGGGCUUUUUGGGGAGUUUGAAUUCUGGCUGAGCAGUGCCAAAGUGCUUGUCAUGCUGGGACUCAUCAUUUUUACGAUCGUCCUCGCGACGGGAGCAGCUGGGAGUAAUUCUCGUCCAACAGGUUUCCAUUACUGGAAUGAUCCUGGAGCUUUUGCUGCUUACAAAGCCUCUGGUGGUGGCGGAAGAUUCCUAGGAUUCUGGAAUGUGAUGACAAGUGCUGUCUUCAGUUAUCUCGGCGCAGAACUCGUCGGCGUUACUGUGGGAGAGGCCCAAAAUCCACGUCGAGCCAUUCCAAGAGCUGUGAAGUUGACGUUCUUCCGAAUCGUCUUCUUCUACAUAGUUCUCAUCCUUCUCCUCGGCAUGACAGUUCCAUACAACAGCCCACAGCUCCUGUCAGCCAACACAGCAAGUGACGAGACUGUCUCAGCAGAAGCAAGUCCAUUCGUCGUGGCGGCUUUGAUUGCAGGCGUGGAUGGUCUACCAGACGUUAUCAACGUGUGCCUCCUCAUCUUCACUUUCUCAGCGGCCAACUCCGAUCUGUAUAUCGCAACUCGAUCUCUCUACUCCCUUGCCAUCGAAGGCAACGCCCCAAAAAUCUUCGGUCGUACCAAUGACAAAGGCAUACCAAUCUACGCGCUCGCUUUAUCAAGCGCUUGCUGCACGAUAGCUUUCAUGAGCACCGAUGUGGGAACUUUCAAGACAUUUUCCUACUUUGUGACUCUCGUCACGAUCUUCGGAAUACUGACGUGGAUCUCCAUCCUCGUCUCGCACAUCGGCUUCGUACGCGCCCGCAAAGCGCAGAACAUCGAAGAUACAGCCCUCGCCUACGUUUCGCCAUUCGGCGUCAAGGGCUCAUAUGCAGCUCUGAUAUUUGCCUGCAUUAUUACAUUUUUCAAUGGCUGGCCAACAUUCGUGCAUAACCCUGUCACGGGCGAGAAGUUCGACUGGCGGAACUUCAUCGUCAGCUAUAUUCCGAUACCAAUAUAUCUUGGAAUGAUCUUUGGAUACAAGAUUAUUAUGAAAACGGAGAGGGUGAAGGCUUCGGAUGCGGAUCUAUUUGGUGGGAAGGCAAAGAUCGAUGAUGAUGAGGCGGAAUUUUUGGCGGAGGAGAUGAGGAGGAAGGGUGGUGUGAUAGAGACGAAGUACCAGAAGUAUUAUAGGGUUACGCUGGGAAAUUUCUUUUAAUGGUUGCUUUGGUUUUGUAUUUUGGGACGUGGAUCGUGUAUUUGGGACGGUGGUAACUUGAUCGUGUUUGUGCAUUUUUGGAGCGAGGAGUCAAAGUGUCUGUACUAGGAUGUAUGUUUCUAUCACGAUGUUCAUGAUUUAUAGACAAAUUAA